Cydia pomonella (codling moth) is the source of this 1260-nucleotide messenger RNA. RefSeq lists its product as uncharacterized. Gene Ontology annotation, biological process: DNA replication, removal of RNA primer. Lineage: Eukaryota; Metazoa; Arthropoda; Insecta; Lepidoptera; Tortricidae. Gene Ontology annotation, molecular function: RNA-DNA hybrid ribonuclease activity; nucleic acid binding. The transcript has 3 exons. Bases 1 to 1260 code for a protein of 419 amino acids. The record is from RefSeq and is a predicted model, not a curated record.
AUGACGGGGGCCAUGAGAACGACCCCGACACACGCAAUGGAGGUAAUGUUAGGUUUGAAGCCACUCUGGAUUGAGGUAGAGAAAAGAGCCACAGAACAGUGGUACAGAAUGAAAGCAUGUAAAGAAUGGAGAGGAAGCUGCGUGGACAAGAGACACGCGCUGAUACAAAGAGAGGCACUAUCAAGAUUUGAGAUGUUGAUGGCCAACAACGACCUUAUAAAAAGGCAGGAGAUAUUCGACAAGAAGUACAGGGUACAUAUAGGAGAGAGAGACAACUGGAAAGUGGAAGUCAGGCACCCAACGACAAUCUGCUUCACGGAUGGCUCGAGAAGAAGCUCAACGAAACUAGCAGGAGCGGGCAUCGUGAUCCCUAAACUGGGAGAAACAGUAUCAAUACCACUGGGUAGAUAUGCUAGCGUGUUCCAAGCUGAGGUAUGUGCAAUAGCGCACUGUGCACGUAUAAUCAAAGAGAGUGUGAAGCAAGAGGGCGCUGUUGUAAUAUAUACCGACAGCCAGGCAGCACUGAAGGCACUGAAGAAAAUAUCAGUAACCUCCGCUCUCGUGAGAGAAUGUAGAGAAGAGCUAAACUCGAUAGGCAAACAAAGAAGUGUCACGGUAGCAUGGGUGCCGGGGCACCAAGGAGUAACAGGUAACGAGAGAGCAGACGAGUUGGCGAGGAUAGGGGCGGAGACGGAAUACAUGGGUCCGGAACCGGCUCUGCCCAUGUCAGCGGAUGUCACGAAGGGAGUCAUAGAAAAGGUAAAAGAAAUGGAAGCACAGAGAGAAUGGGAAGAAGAGACUAGCUGCAGACAGUCUAAGAUGAUGGUCAAGGGCAUUGAUCACAAAAGAACCAGGUAUCUUCUGAAACUAGGUAAGAGCAGUCUGAGAAUAUUGACAGGCAUCAUUACUGGUCACAAUACUCUCAACAGACAUCUCAAGAGUGACCAAAGGAAGGUGUACCGGAAGUGGGAGGAAACCAACCCUCGUGCGUCCGACACGCAGCCGCCGGAUGCUACUGCCAUGACUGACUUCUGGCGUAGCAUCUGGUCGGUGCCUGUCGGACACACCGAGGGGAGUUGGAUGAGUGUUGUCGAGCAUCGGCCCUGCCGUCUUUCUAAUAACGUCCGACCAUCUGGCUCGUGGUUUUCCAUCACCUCGGCUUUCCAGUUUCCAGAACAUUACUCGCUGGCCCCAUUGGCCAUCAUCCCUGCGACAGAUAUGGCCGGCCCAUCCCCAGUACAGCUGCGCAAUGGGCUGUAG